AAUAGGUUUAUGGAAAAUACAAACAACCCUACCUACCGGGUGUACCGAGCGGAGGGCCCGAGUCCCCGUCCGAUUUGCAAAUCACACGGCGACCACCGGCGGCCGGCGGGCAUAGGAGGUGGAGAGGCGACUAGGCAGCGUCCGGAGGAAGCGGCAGCAGUGGAGCAUACAAUUUUGGGGACGGGGACGGUGGAUUGCGAUGGAACAGGCGACUGGCGGUGAUGCUCGAAGAGGCAGCAACUGGCGGCGGAGGUGCUCAGGAGGCGUUCUAGCUGGUUGCGGGGACGGUCGAGGAGGCGUCAGCUAGCGGCAGUAAAGUUCAUGGGAGCGGUGGAUAUAUCUUGAGCUCUCCAUGGCAGUACGAUUUUUCUCUCCCUCUAGCUUCGAUUUCGGAGUGUAUUUUUGUUCCGAGCGCUCCAUCUUUCUCCCCUAAUCUAGGAUAGAAAAUUGCGGAGCAGAAGCGCCACCACAUCCUAAAAUAGCAUAGAUUUAUCAUUGGUUUGCUCGGGCUCCUCCAUGCGGCAAUGCCUCGCCACCACUUCCUUUCAUUUUCUCCCCAACCGGAGGUCCAGCCUGAAUUUCCUUCCUCCUUCGGUCCUUCCUUUGAGGAAUGCAUGUCUUGAAGGGAGAUAUGGAAGAUGGAUUGAAAUGAGGUACGCAGUGACAAAUCUAUCCAUGAUAAUUUUCUGAAAUUAUCAUUCAGUAAGCUCUUGCAUGCUGCAGAAUGGAUGAAGUGAGUGUGGAAAGGGUGCCACUGGUAUCUGUUGCUUCUGACUCUGUCAAUGUAGAAGCAAGUUUGAUUGAUUCAGAACCUCCUGCUGCCUUAGAUUUUCCUAAAAAAGCCCCGGUUGUUCAUAGUAGACAUUUAAGUGAAGAUUUAAGUGCCCUUACAAUUAAUGAUUUGCGUGUGAACAAUGGAGAGCAGAAUUGCAAUGAGCAGAUUGAAGGAAAGGGCGUAAAUAGUCAUGGUCACAUUAGACAUUUUAGUACAGAUUUAAGUUCCCUUGAAAUUAAUGAUUUAUACGCAAACAAAGGAGAGGAGAAUGGCCAUAACCUGCUUUGUGGAAAGGGAGAAAGUCGCCCUAACUCAGCUGAAAGAAACAUUUAUAAGGCAGCAGAGAUUGCUGAACGCUUCAUUAAAUCUAUAGAUAACAGAGUGCUUGUUGACACUGGAGCACCAAUAGAAUCCGUUAAAGAGGCAGUAAGCAAAUUUGGAGGUAUUCUCGACUGGAAGGAGAGACGUAAAAAUGUUCAAAAUGCACUUGACAAGGCACUUGAAGAUACUCCUGAUUACCAAAGAAGAGCAGAAGCUACAGAAGUUGAGAAAAAUAAAGUUCUAAUGGAAUUGUGUACCACUAGGCGAACCAUAGAAGGGCUCAAGCUUAACUUGGAGAAGGCACAAACUGAGGCAAUACAAGCACAACAAGACUCAGAGCUCGCUAAUAUACGGUUCAAGGAGAUACAACAGGGAAUUGCUUGCAGAGAGAGUGCUGCAGCAAAGGCAGAGAUUGAGCUCGCAAAAUACCGCCAUGCUAAUGCCUUAGCAGAACUACAGUCAGUGAAAGAUGAGCUGGCACAACUUCAGAAGGAGUACACAGCCUUAAAAACUAAAAGGGACAAUGCUGAGACAAAGGCAUGUGAAUCCAAUGCUGCAUCACAGGAGAUUGAGAAGACCGUUGAUGACCUCACCCUUGAGCUCAUCGCAUUGAAACAAUUGUUGACAUCUUCUCAAGCUACUCAUAUCAUAGCAGAGGAACAAAAAUUAAAUUUCGCUUUGGCAUAUCAACAAGAGAAGGCAAAAUGGCAGAAUGAGCUGAAGCAAGUUGAUGAUGAGGUUCAAAAGAUACAUGAUGCAGCAGCAGUCAAUAAAGAUCUCGAGUCCAAGCUAGAAGCUGCCUCUACACUGUUGGUGAAGUUGCAAGAUCAGUUUUCUACUUAUUUAAAAGGGGAGGAAUGGCCUGAAGAGGUUAGCCUAGAUGGAGAGGCAGGGAUCCCAAUUGUUAGUACUCGGGCGAAGCUGGCAAAGAGUAGGAAGGAGCUGGAGGACAUGAGGGCAGACAUUAAAAGGGCCAAGGAUGAGGUCAGAAUACUUUGGAAUGCUGCUGCUACACUGCGAGCUGAUAUAGAGAGGAACGAGACAGAUCUGGGGGCAUUGAGACACAAAGAGCACCUUGCUUCUGUUUCUGUCUCAUCUCUACAGGAAGAAUUGAGCAACAAGACAUAUGAGCUCAAUAUUGUCCAUGAAAGAACAAAAGCAGCUGAGAUGCCUGCAGAGCUACAGCAGGCAACUAAAGUCAUGGAACAAGCAAACUCAAAAGCUCAGAUGGCCCGUCAUGAGCUGGCGAAGGCUAGGGAAGAGGCAGAUCAAGCCAAGGCACAAGUCAAUGUCGCCAAGUUGAGGCUCGAAGCAGUGUCGAGGGAGAUUCUUGCAGUGAACACAUCUGAAGAAAUUGCAACCGCCUCAGCAAAUGCACUGCAAGAAUACAAGCUGGAAACACAUAUAGACCCCCAAGUUGAACGAGUAAGCGACAACUAUGUGACGUUAUCACUUGAAGAGUACGAUGCGUUAAGCAAGAAAGCACAAGAUGCUGAGGACCUUGCCAAGAAGCGGGUCAUUAAGGCUGUUGAGAAGAUUAAGCAAGCCAAGGAUGCAGAGGUGAGGAGCUUGAAUCAGAUGGAGCAGUUGGCCAAGCAAAUCAAUGGGAGGAAGUUGGAGCUGAGGGCCGCACAGGAGAAAGCUAAUUCGGCACAGUAUGGCAAGUUGACCAUGGAGAACGAGCUGAGGAAGCGGUGGGCCACACAUGAGCAACAGACAGAUGCGGGUGAGUCAGCCCAUGGCAUUGCUGAUCUCCCAAAUUUGAAGAACUCGUCGUUGUCUUUUGAUGCAGCAUCAUCCACCUCCAAUCCUCAAAUGGUUGGAUCAUUGUCUAGAGCUGACACGAUAGCGGCAACUAGGGUGAAAGAAUCGAAGCCACGGAAGUCGUUGUUUCCACGGUCCAUAGUAGCUAUGUUUGUUUCUAGGAAGAAGACACAUUGAAAGUAACAUUCCUUUCCACUGAUAAGAGCGUGGUAAGUUCUUUAGUAUGAUUAAUUUGUACAUGUACUCGUGUAGCAUAUAGGAUACAAUUUCAAACACGGAAUGCAGAAGCGAUUCAGAAAUUUUAUUUAAUUUGUGCUGAAGAUUUUAUCGAGCAUUGGUUGA
This is a messenger RNA of Panicum virgatum (switchgrass), 3202 nucleotides long. Its product is annotated as protein WEAK CHLOROPLAST MOVEMENT UNDER BLUE LIGHT 1-like. The coding region runs from base 725 to 3037 and encodes 770 amino acids. The transcript is spliced from 3 exons. NCBI's taxonomy places the organism in Eukaryota, Viridiplantae, Streptophyta, Magnoliopsida, Poales, Poaceae. The record is from RefSeq and is a predicted model, not a curated record.